CACCAUUAAAAUCAUUGGAUAUCGAAUGACCUUGUUUUUAAAGAAGCUCGCGCGCGAGAGUUGGAAACAUUUCAAUCAGGAUGGAUUUGCCUCAAGUAGCGGACAGUGAUGGUUCUUUAGACGAAGUGGACAAUAGUCAUAACGAAGCUCCUCAACAAGAACAAGGUAUCUCAGUCUCUGAAGAAGAGGUUAAGCAGCCCGAGUCCAUAAAUGGACAUGAAGUUGAUACUGGCGAGAAAAGACAACGUAAGAAGGUUCAAAGAUUAUCUGAAACGUGGAAUCGAGCCCAUGAGGCCAAGGAAGAGGAACGAAUCAAAGCAGUCCAAGCAGUCUCAGCAGCAUUUGAGGGGGCUACAGGGACGGCACUCGGUGAAAUCCCACUCAUUGAAGCUUCCAUACGAAAAGCAAAACCUGCUAGCCUCAAAUCGCUUCAUUUAAUAAUAUAUGGUAGACCUGGCUCUGCAAGCAAAAUACGUAGUAGUCUACGCAAAUUUCGAGGUUUUGGUUUCGAAAUGGGUUCUGAACAGUACGAAAAAAAAUCAACAUAUAUUCAACAACGCCCUGCUUGUGAUUUACGAGAAGUUCUCCGCAUCUUAAACCUAGAAGUUACAGGUACUCGAGAACAGUUGGCCUCUCGCUUAUUGGAAUUCCUACUCAAACCGACAGCUAAUUCUGUGAAAUGUAAAGGAAAGAUCGUUAAAAAAUAUAAAAAAAAUAAGUCUAAAGAUGGCACCUCUAAAAAAUUGAAAUCAAAACCAUCGAAAAAGAACACUGUCUCAAAUGAACCUAGCAUAGAUAAUUCAAGUCAACAGGAUAUUGAUGAACCGGAUGAUAUGUCAUCUGAAUCUGAGAACUCAGAAAGUGAUCUAUCAAGUGUAGCUGAAUCAAUCGAAAAAAAGCGGCCACCAAAGAAACGUGCUUUAAGUCAACAACAAAAGCAAAAACCUGGUAAACCUAGUGUUAAACGAGCUAAAAAGCAUGAGCUUAGUGAUACAGAAGAUGAAAAUGAUCAUAAACAUGUUCCGACUAAAAUGAAAAAAGAACUUGAUUCUGAUGAAGAAAAUGUUCCUCUGUCUAGUUUAACAUCCACAAAAGUAACUAUUCCUCCAACUGAUUCUGAAUUAAAGAAAAAUAUAAUUGAUUUACUUAAAACAGUUAAUUUAGAAGAGACAUCUCUUAAAGUUGUUCGAGAAAAGAUUUUCGCCAACUAUCCUAAUAUUGACUUGUCUGAUCGUAAAGAUUUCAUUAAUUCCACUGUUAAAGAGUUCUUGGCUCAUUCUUGAUUUAUUAUUGGUCGUCAAAGAUGUUAACUGUGAAUGUACGCAAAUGUUUUUGUUAAAUAGUAUUGAAUCACCCACACACAGACACACAUACAUAACCAUGAUCAUGGUGUUCAUUCACACAAAUCACUUAUUCUUUAAUAUUACUACCGGCAGCUGUAUUUUCUCAUCGUUGAUCUACAUCCAUACAUUUUGUUUUACCCUUCGAUUUUGAAAUUUUUAUAUUCCUCUUUGUUAACCUCAUUCUUCCAUACCCAUUUGGAUAUAUAUAUAACUAUUUGCUAACUAUUGUAAAUUUUGUUUUUCCCUUUCCCAUUGAAAUAACAUAGACAAACGAUGCAUUUCUCUACGCUUUUUUUAUUUGUAUGUUUUAUUUAUUCUCAAUAUAAGUAACACUAUUCGUUAUCACAUUAUCCAUCCUUCCUUAUUUGCGUAAAAGAAAUAUUACCAUUACCAUUACUAUUAUCGUUAUUCUCCGUAUUAUUAUUACUACUAUCAUCCUUGUUUAUAUUAUUGUGAGUGUAUGUGUACAUGUUUAUGUAUGAGCAUAGGAGCCUAUAAUGUGAAGAUUUGUUGAGUCAUUAAUCGAGAAAAAAAAGCACAGCAACUUUACAACUACACUAUAAUGUUGUACUUUACUUUUUAAAAUAAAAGAACUCACCACCAUAAUUAUUAUUAUUACUACUACUAAUACUACUAAUUAUGGUAUAUUAUUGUUUUUAAUAAACUCAUAUUAUAUAUGUACAGAUUUUUUUCUUCUAAAUAUGAUUGUUUAGUUUCG
This is a messenger RNA of Schistosoma rodhaini, 2061 nucleotides long. NCBI's taxonomy places the organism in Eukaryota, Metazoa, Platyhelminthes, Trematoda, Strigeidida, Schistosomatidae. The record is from the annotation of a GenBank genome assembly.